CCCUGUAUCACGGAAGCGAAGAACACACGGAUAAACAGCAUAAAUAAUCAAUAAACAUGAGCUCACUAGUCGGAUAUGGAGUCUCAUCUGAUUCGGAGAGUGAAGAGGAGCCGGAGAUCAGAUCAGCACGGCCCGAGAGGGAGAACGAAACCCAGACAGGAGAAAACAAAACACGUAACUUCCUGUUGGAAUCUGGCUCAACCUCUGGCGAGUCCAGUUCCGAAUCCGAGCUGGACGAGGAGCAGGAGGAACCGACUCCUCCGAACGAACACCCGCCCUCGAAGGCCUUACCCGCUCCGUCUUUCACUUCCUCCUCUCAUAAACUGCCCCCUCCUGCACUGGGGGUGUGUGGUGUUCCAGGGGGCAGCAGCGUGUUCAAUAACCCGUUUAAGGAGCGAGCCGCGGAGAGACUGAACGCCCUGCAGAAACACGUCCCGCUCACCCUGCACGCCCGGCCCACUCACAUCGGGGGUAAGAAGGUCUGUGUGGCCUACAGGAAAGAUGGACGCUGUCGUUUCGGCAUCGGCUGCAAGUUUGCUCACGACAGCGACCUGCAGGGCGCCGCCGGACCCCCCGUCUCUCAGAACACACACGCUCCCGUGAACGGCGGCGCCGCACACACUCCGGACUGCAGAGAACCGGGUACAGAGAGAGACGACGAGGACGAGAACCGGAACAGGAAGAAGAAGCACAAAGUGGGAAUUACUGACAGUCUCGUACCCCCGAAACGGGCGCUUAAACAGUACGCCAUGCAGAGGGACAAAGUCACACACUUGUAGAGAAUCAAAGCUCCAUCUUUAGCACUUUGUUGCUGUACAUGGUGUAUUCGGUUUCUUCAGAUGUAAAAGUUUGAUUAAUCUGUCCCAUAAUGUGUUCCUCUGUUUAAAUGUUAGACGUCACAUUACUAGCCUUCUGUGAAUUUCUUUUGUUUCCUUGACCUUAGCUGAGACGUCCACGGGUCUUAACGUCACUGGUUCCAGACCCACAUCUGCCAGUUUGUCACUGUUGGGCCCCUAAGCAAGGGCCUUAACCCAUCAAUUGCUUGCAAUGUAUACAGUCUCAAUUGUAAGUCGCUUUGGAUAAAGGCGUCUGCUAAAUGCUGAGAAUGUAAAUGUUUCAGGUUACUAUUUGGAGAUAAUGCUCUCACCGUGGUUCAUUGGAGUCCCAGAGCAUCAAUAAUGCCAGAUUGAAACAUUAUGACGUCCAAUUGUUUCCUUAAAUGUGGGCAUAUUAUUCCUGUAGAAACUUUAAGAUGACAGUUGAAUACAACGAUGAGCCAAAGCAAUGGGGGUGAGAGUUCCAUUAGAUGAAGAUGAAACUCCAGAAGAUUUAAUCCUGCUGAUGAGGUGAAUGUGGCACAACACGCAGAGCAUCGAACCCUUCUGAGCACCAGACCGUGUGGUCGUCUAAAACUCUUACAAUGAGCACGCAGGCAUCAGAACUGGACAUCAGAUUAAGGGAGGGUCAACUGGUCUGAUGAAUCCAGUUAUCACCAACAGUGGGACGAUGCACCUUGCAAUGUACAGAAGCCAAAGGAGCUGGUGGUAACCUGGUACCAGAUACCACAGGAGUCCGUCAGAUGUCUUGUAGAGUCCAUGUCUCGGUGGGUCUAAUCUGUUUUGACAACCUAUCAGGUGGGCAGGCGGUCCUAAUGUUUUGGCUCAUCAGUGUGUGAGCGCAGGCGGUCCUAAUGUUUUGGCUCAUCAGUGUGUGAGCGCAGGCGGUCCUAAUGUUUUGGCUCAUCAGUGUGUGAGCGCAGGCGGUCCUAAUGUUUUGGCUCAUCAGUGUGUGAGCGCAGGCGGUCCUAAUGUUUCGGCUCAUGAGUGUGUGAGCGCAUGCGGUCCUAAUGUUUCGGCUCAUCAGUGUGUGAGCGCAGGCGGUCCUAAUGUUUCGGCUCAUGAGUGUGUGAGCGCAUGCGGUCCUAAUGUUUCGGCUCAUCAGUGUGUGAGCGCAGGCGGUCCUAAUGUUUUGGCUCAUCAGUGUGUGAGCGCAGGCGGUCCUAAUGUAAAAACAAUAAAUCACAAACAUAAAGACGGCUUAAUCUGA
Trichomycterus rosablanca is the source of this 2046-nucleotide messenger RNA. RefSeq lists its product as uncharacterized. The record is from RefSeq and is a predicted model, not a curated record. Gene Ontology annotation, molecular function: metal ion binding. Lineage: Eukaryota; Metazoa; Chordata; Actinopteri; Siluriformes; Trichomycteridae. The transcript has 3 exons. The coding region runs from base 57 to 779 and encodes 240 amino acids.